Molecule: messenger RNA, 2943 nt
Organism: Parasteatoda tepidariorum (common house spider)
Lineage: Eukaryota; Metazoa; Arthropoda; Arachnida; Araneae; Theridiidae
Source: RefSeq, a predicted model, not a curated record
CAAAAAAAUUUAAUAGAGCUGAUAUUUGAAUGUUUGGAUUCUAAUAAAUAACAAAACAUUUCAGCUGAUUAAAAUCAUAUAGCAUUCCCCUGCAAUCUUUUGAAGAUAAUGAGUAAUUUUAUCUCGUUUGUGAUAAGCUAUUUUUGAAUGAUUAAAAGCCAAAACAAAAGUUAAUACGCGUGGUAUGGAAAGAUGCUUUUUAAAAUGUUUGUUUCUUAAAAAAAUUUAUUAAUCUUAAAUAUGGAACCCUUAAUAAGAGAUAAUAGUGAUGAUACAAUCGAAGAGGAAGUUGUACUACAAAAUCGCUCAUUGACAAAGAGGCAAGUGAUAUUUUUAAUCGCAGCUGUAAUAACUGCUGGCCUUGUGGGUACAUUUUCAUUUUGGAUAAUAAAUGGUAGAACUUUUUCAAUACAUAAUGAAUCAAACCCUUCUUUACCAGAAGAUUGCAAGAAUAUUCCCGAUUCAGAGAAAUUCGAUUGCCAUCCGGACCGGCCAAUAACAGAAACUGAAUGUUUGAAGAGAGGUUGCUGUUAUAAUCCAUCAUCUGAUCUCGGUGUAUCUGAUUUUGAUCUGAUUAAUUCUUCUUAUUUGGGUGUACCAUCUUGUUACUUCCCAAAAGAUUACAAUGGCUACUCGUUUACUCUUACCAAAAACAAUAGCUGGGUGUUGGAAGGAGAGCUGACGAGAAACAUUUCAUCAGGUUUUUUGAAAGAUAGCCGUAAAGUUCUUUUGUACGUCACGUAUAUUGAUGAUAAAAAUUUAAGAUUGCAGUUGAAAGAUGAAGAUCCUGAAAGAUAUGUCUCAAAUAUCCCACUUUUUCAUAAUGUUACUGGUGCUGAAAAUCCUCUGUAUGAAAUACAUAUUGAUAAUAGUAGUUUAUUGACAGUUUUUCGAAGAUCGACAGGUGCAACUGUAUUUAAAACAAUGCUCUCCCAGUUGAUUUACAGCCAGCAAUUCUUACAAUUGUCUUCAUAUGUAUCAUCAUCUUAUUUAUAUGGCUUAGGCGAGCAUAAAGAUAAACUCUUGAGGUCUUUUAACUGGACGAAACUUACCCUCUUUAAUCAAGGUGAUAUACCAGUGCCACAUAGGAAUCUGUAUGGAACACAUCCAUUUUGUUUGGUGAUGGAACCUGACGGAAAUGCUAAUGGCAUAUUUUUCAGAGCUAAUGCUGCAAUAGAUGUUUUGCUACAGCCUGCUCCUGCUGUUACAUUUCGAACAAUUGGUGGAAUAUAUGACUUUUUUAUCAUGCUUGGCCCUACUCCUCAAGAAGUUGUUGGUCAAUAUAAUUUUAUUGUUGGUCGUCCAUUUUUUAUUCCAUAUUGGAGUCUUGGUUUUCAUCUUUGCCGAUAUGGAUACUUUAGCUUAAGUAAAACUAAUGAAACACUUCAGCGUAAUUUAGAUGCUGGUGUUACUGUUGUGAGUAUUUUAAUUUCGCCUGGAGUAUCUAAUUCUGAGGAAAAUGGAACAUAUCCUGCUUUUGAUGAAGGAAAAAAAUUAGACCUUUUUGUGAAAGAUGCUGAAGGAAAUUAUAUUGAAUCUAAAGUAUGGAAUACAAAUUACACAGUUUAUCCUGAUUUUACUUUUCCCAAAACUCAAGGCUAUUGGACUGACAGAUUAAAUGAAUUUUACAAAGAGGUUAAGUUUGAUGGGUUAUGGCUGGAUAUGAAUGAGCCUUUGAAUUUUGACAAUGGAACAGCAAAAGAGUGUCCUGAUUCAUCUGUUGAAAACCCAAAAUAUCUUCCUGGUAGGCCAUAUCCAUUACGAACCCAGACUAUAUGCAUGACGGCUAAGCAUUAUUUUUCUUUGCACUACUAUGAACAUAACUUGGUUGGCUUUAGGGAAUCAUACACUUCCUAUGCUUCAAUGCGUGUUAUAAGGAAAAAACGACCUUUCAUAAUAUCUCGAGCCACAUAUUCUGGUCAAGGUGCUUUUAGUGGUCAUUGGAGUGGUGAUAUAACAUCAAGUUGGGAAGAUCUUCGAUACACAAUUCCAUUUAUGCUUGUAUUUAACAUAUAUGGUAUGCCAAUGGUUGGAUCAGAUAUUUGUGGUUUCCGACUAAAUACCACUGCAGAGCUAUGUGCUCGUUGGCAAGCUCUUGGUGCUUUUUAUCCAUUUGCAAGAAAUCAUAAUGAUUAUGAUACCAUUGAGCAAGAUCCAGCUGCUAUGGGUGGAGAUGUGCUUAUUGCUGCUAAGAAAUCUCUGCAUACUCGAUAUUACUUGCUACCAUACAUUUACCAUCUGUUCUAUAGAAGUACUGAAUUUGGUGAAGCAACAGUUAGACCUCUGUUUUUUGAAUUCCCUACUGAUAAAAUUGCAUUGAAUAUGGAUGAAGAAUUUUUAUGGGGUCCAGCUCUGCUUGUUAUACCAGCUCUUUAUCCUGGCAUGACAGAAGUCAAAGCUUACUUCCCUAAUGCUAUUUGGUAUGAUUUUUACACUGGAGAACUAAUUAGUAAUGAAGCUGGAUAUAAAAGUUUACCUUGCAACAUAACCCAUAUCAUUUUAGCCGUUAGAGGUGGAUACAUAUUGCCUUUACAGUUGCCUGGAAAAAAUAUUAUGUCUAGCCGAGAAAAUGACUUUGAUGUACUGAUUGUGCUGGAUGAAAAUCAAGAGGCAUCUGGAGAAUUCUAUUGGGAUGAUGGAGAAUCUUUGGGCACUCAUCAAACAGAAAUAUAUGAUAAGAACCACUUUAGUGCUGAUAAGAAUUGUUUCAACAACAGCAUUGUUUGGCACAACUAUCCAACUAAGUUAGAUCUCAAUGAAAUAAAAGUAUAUGGACUGGAUAAAAGACCGUCCAAAGUAACCAUUAAUGAAAAAGAGGUGCAAUUUCAAUACUUGAAGUGUGGUGCCGUACCAGGUUUUAAAAUUUCCGGUGUAGUUUCAUACCAGGUUUUAAAUUUCCGAUAUGGUCAUACUGCUUCUGGUAUCAUCUUUACUGGUUUUUGA